AGGAGGGGGGGCCGGGGUUCGGGUGUUUCCGCUCGGGGGGAGUUGAGCUUCCGGGUGGCGCUGGCGGCCGGUUCGUGGGGGUCCGCUAGGCGCCGGGUCGGUGAGUGCGGCCGGGGGGGUGGCGCAAGGGCCAGGCCGGCGCCUCUGCAGGGUCGCUGUGGGCAGCAAAGGCAGCCCCUGGAUGGCUGGGCGGGGCAUGGGCGACGGCUCUGUCCCUUGGUACCCCGCUUGGGCUAUUUGGAGCAUGUGAAACAACCCCGGGAACUUGGGUUCCAGUAUGUGGUAUAUUAUGCAGAGCAUUCAGAGUAAAUAUUCUUUGUCUGAGCGCUUGAUCCGGACCAUAGCAGCCAUUCGCUCCUUCCCACAUGACAAUGUUGAAGACCUUAUCAGAAGGGGAGCGGAUGUUAACUGUAUGCAUGGCACGCUGAAGCCACUGCACUGUGCCUGCAUGGUUGCAGAUGCAGAUUGCAUCGAGCUGCUGUUGGAAAAAGGAGCGGAGGUCAAUGCCCUUGAUGGGUACAACCGGACAGCUCUCCACUACGCAGCGGAGAAGGACGAGACUUGCGUGGAGAUCCUUCUAGAAUAUGGGGCCAACCCAAAUGCCCUGGACGGUAACAAAGACACACCGCUGCACUGGGCCGCCUUUAAGAACAACGCCGAGUGCGUCCGAACGCUUUUGGAGAGCGGAGCCUUUGUCAAUGCCCUGGACUACAACGACGACACCCCCCUGAGCUGGGCAGCGAUGAAGGGCAACCUGGAGAGUGUCAGCAUCCUCCUGGAAUACGGGGCAGAAGUCCGGGUGGUCAAUUUGAAGGGGCAGACACCGAUCUCCAGGUUGGUGGCCCUGCUGGUGAGAGGACUGGGCACGGAGAAGGAAGACGCCUGCUUUGACCUCCUGCACAGAGCCGUCGGGCACUUUGAAUUGCGGAAGAACGGGGCCAUGCCCCGCGAGGUCCUGCGGGCCCAGCAGCUGUGUGCAAAGCUCACCACCCUGUGCUCCGUCCCCGGCACCUUGAAGACACUGUCGCGCUACGCCGUGCGCCACAGCCUGGGAGUCCAGUUCCUGCCGGAUGCGGUGAAGGAGCUCCCUUUGCCGGAGUCUCUGAAGGAGUAUGUCUUGCUUAAGUAAAGGGGGGGGGCGGGAUGUGAGCUUUGUGGGAUUCCAUUGCACAGAUCAGCCGGCUCCUGCGCUGCUCCUUUCCCGGCAUUUCGCACAGACCAUCGAAGCAAAUACGAAAUAGAUCCUGUAGCGCGCUCUCUCUGUAGCUUCGCCAGCAGAAGGGCUCCUUGGCCUGGCAGUGGCCGGAUUGUUUCCCUCGGCUCUUCUGCCUUCGCUCCUUCGGCGGAAGCGGUUGGAAGAUGUCCCCGGUGGCCCAGGAAGCCUCAAGCAACAGCCCUGCUGUCUAUUUCCUGCAGGCAGAUCUGCACCUCUACCCUGCAGGCAGAUCUUUGUUAGAACCUUAGUGAAGACUUCUGCCGAGACUCGUUGACAGAAAGGGGGAAGGAGGAUCGUUGUCCAGAGGGGCUUCUGAUGGACGGCAGACUGACUUACUGGGGGUGUGUGUUAAUGUCCUUACACGCAGUGAAGCCCUUGGGUGACCCUGCUUUCCCAUUUCUAGCUUUGCGAUUUGCAAGCCCCUACCCCAUUUUGCUUUGUUAGGUGGCGGGAGUUGACCUGUCCCUUUCAGGGGGAGCAAUGGCUUGAUGGAUCUGAGCGAGAAAUCCGGGGAGGUCGUGACUUUGGCCACCUUCUCUAUGUCUCUCCUGUUCACUCUGUUGGGAGGUUCCACUUAAGCAGGUGAGGGGCAGCCCUUCUGAAAGCACUACUGAAUCAUGGUGUUCACUUGGCUUUUUAAAUUUUUGGCCAGACCUAGACACAGAUUGGAUGAAGACAGCAGAACUUUGAAGCAUGACUUAAUCCUGAGGGUGCGAGAUAUUGAUUUGUGAAUGUGCUCCCUCAUUGGUAGGGGGGGUGGAGAAUGGGGAGCAAACUUCCUGCAGAUAGGAAAGUAGCAUUUUGCCCAGUUCUCUCCUUGUGCUGGUCUUCUAGCAU
Gekko japonicus is the source of this 2053-nucleotide messenger RNA. RefSeq names its product ankyrin repeat and SOCS box containing 8 (gene ASB8). Gene Ontology annotation, molecular function: protein binding. Lineage: Eukaryota; Metazoa; Chordata; Lepidosauria; Squamata; Gekkonidae. The record is from RefSeq and is a predicted model, not a curated record. The coding region runs from base 278 to 1129 and encodes 283 amino acids. Gene Ontology annotation, biological process: intracellular signal transduction. The transcript is spliced from 4 exons.